UUAACCUAAUUUUUUAAGUGUAGAAGUAUCUUCUAUUCCAUGGGAGGAAGACAUAUAAUUAAAGCCAAGGGGAGAAAAAACAGAGACCAGACACAAGAAGAAACCAUGAAACAACCGACAUAUCCUUCAACUACUUUCCUUCUUCUUCUUCUCUCUUCUUUGCUGCUCACUCCCACCGCCGCCAUUAAAAGGUCCUAUGUUGUCUACAUGGGAGCUCAUUCCCACGGCGGUCGGAAACCGGCUGAUAUUGUCGCCGAUUCUCACCGAGAACUCCUCCGACCAUAUCUCGAGAGUGGAAAUGAAUUUGCCGAAGAUGUCAUCUUUUACUCGUACACUAGACAUAUCAAUGGCUUUGCAGCAAUGUUGGAAGACGAAGUAGCUGCUCGAUUAGCAAAGCACCCAGAAGUAGUGUCGGUUUUUCCGAACCGAGGAAGACGGUUACACACGACAAGAUCAUGGGAGUUCAUGGAAUUGGAGAACAAUCAUGGAGUUAUAAGUUCAGAAUCAAUAUGGAAGAAGGCAAGGUUUGGAGAAGACACCAUUAUUGGAAACCUUGAUACUGGGGUAUGGCCGGAAUCAAAAAGCUUUAGUGAUUACGAUGAUUUGGGACCAAUUCCCCAAAGGUGGAGAGGAAUAUGCCAAAACCAAAAUGAUCCUUCUUUCCAUUGCAAUAGGAAACUAAUCGGAGCAAGAUACUUCAACAAAGGCUACAAAUCCGUUGUCGGUCAUCUAAAUUCUUCGUUCAAUUCGCCGAGGGAUAAUGAAGGGCAUGGUUCUCAUACCUUAUCGACGGCGGGCGGUAACUUCGUCGCCGGAGCUAGUGUUUUCGGCUUGGGAAAGGGCAUUGCCAAGGGCGGAUCGCCUAGGGCUCGGGUGGCCGCUUACAAGGUCUGCUGGCCUCCAGCGGCUGGGAAUGAGUGCUUCGAUGCCGAUAUAUUGGCGGCGUUUGAUGUGGCGAUCCACGACGGCGUCGACGUGUUGUCGGUGUCGCUUGGAGGAGAUCCGAAUCCGUUGUUUAACGAUAGUGUUGCAAUUGGAUCAUUCCACGCCGUGAGGCACGGGAUUGUGGUGAUUUGCUCUGCCGGAAAUUCGGGACCGACAGCCGGUUCCGUGACGAAUAUUGCGCCCUGGCAGAUCACCGUCGGAGCCAGCACCAUGGACAGGAAGUUCCCUAGUCGUGUCGUUCUUGGGAACAAGAAGCAAAUUGAGGGCGAAAGCCUAACCCCUGAAGGUUUGCCAAGCAGGAAGUUCUAUCCACUCAUGAGUGCUGCAGAUGUUAGAUUGGCCAAUGCAUCAGCUCAUGAAGCUCAAUUGUGUAAAGCUGGUACGCUUGAUCCUAAGAAGGCGAAGGGAAAGAUCCUCGUCUGCCUUCGUGGUGAUAAUGCAAGAGUGGACAAGGGCGAGCAAGCAAUGUUGGCUGGAGCUGUGGGUAUGAUUCUCGCCAACAAUGAGCUCAGUGGGAAUGAAAUCCUUGCGGACCCACAUGUUCUUCCAGCCUCGCACAUCAACUUCACUGAUGGCGUUGCAGUUUUUGCAUACAUCAAUUCAACCAAGUUCCCUCAGGCUUACAUCACAGGAGCUACAACUCAAUUAGGUACAAGGCCAGCUCCAUUUAUGGCAGCAUUUUCAUCAGUUGGACCAAGCACUAUUACUCCAGAGAUCUUAAAGCCUGAUGUUACAGCACCGGGGCUGAGUGUUAUAGCUGCUUAUACUGAAGCAGAAGGACCUACCAAUCAAGAAUAUGAUAAGCGUCGGGUUGCUUUUAACUCGGUAUCAGGAACUUCCAUGUCAUGCCCUCAUGUUUCUGGUAUAGCUGGUCUCCUUAGAACUCUUUACCCUCACUGGAGUCCUGCCGCUAUUAAAUCUGCAAUCAUGACCACGGCAAGCACCUUAGACAACAACUUCAAGCCGCUCCUCAACGCGUCCUACUCCGUGGCCACGCCAUUCAACUAUGGAGCAGGACACAUCCAUCCAAAUAAAGCUACAGAUCCUGGCUUGGUCUAUGACAUAACCAUUACUGAAUAUCUGUCAUUUCUAUGUGCCUUAGGAUACAACAAAGCUCAACUAUCACAGUUCUCCAAUGGCCCCUUCAAUUGCUCGGAGCCUAUUAGUCUUACAAAUCUCAACUAUCCUUCAAUCACUGUCCCUAACCUCUCGAGAUCGAUCACAAUUACUCGAAGACUAAAGAACGUCGGUUCUCCCGGAACGUACAAAGCCGAGAUAAGAAGACCGGCUGGGAUAUCAGUUUCGGUUAAGCCAAAGAAGUUGAGCUUCACAAGAUUAGGUGAAGAGCUGAGCUUCAAAGUUCUCAUGAAAGUCAAGGAAGGGAAUGUAGGAAGGGAGAAGAAUUAUGUAUAUGGUGAUUUGAUAUGGUCUGACGGUAAGCACCAUGUAAGAAGCCCUAUUGUGGUAAUGGCAAUCUAGUAGAAAGCUAAGGAAAGUCGAUUCAAACAGGUCCACGAUUUAAUUCGGUUGGUUGGCUUAGUUUCUUUAUUUUAGCGCGACACCUCGACUUGUAAACGAUGACUUUAGCUUGAGUCCUCUUUUCGCUCUUUUGGAUUGUUUGGCUCAUGUUCGACCUUCGUCUUUUAUAAUAAUGAUUGAUACAGUGAGGGAAAACAACAA
Molecule: messenger RNA, 2625 nt
Organism: Cucurbita maxima (winter squash)
Lineage: Eukaryota; Viridiplantae; Streptophyta; Magnoliopsida; Cucurbitales; Cucurbitaceae
Product: subtilisin-like protease SBT5.3
Exons: 11
Coding region: 40-2424 (794 amino acids)
Biological process (GO): proteolysis
Molecular function (GO): serine-type endopeptidase activity
Source: RefSeq, a predicted model, not a curated record